AUGGCCUCGGAUAACGGUCCCAUCGCGACCGAAGCCCCUCUUCUGGCAGCGACGACGCCUGUCGCAUCAGACGUUUUCGCGCUUGGAGGAGAUCCCACUCGCACCAAGUCACUCAAGAGGGCGCGCGAAUCCACACCAACAUCACCAACGUCCGUCAUUGACCCCCCAGUCGACGGCGCUGUCCCAGCCGCUAUCUCCUCUGCCGACUAUCCCUCUCCCACGAAAUCCGCUCGGUUUGCCUUGGCCUCUUCGCGCCGCUCGCCGACGCCCUUGACAGCUGCGGCCGCCCUCGAGCAUCUCGAAGAAGAGCGCAAGCGCGAACAGCGCCUGAACCCGCCUGCGUCAAGCGACAACCCCGGCCAUUCUGUUCUUUCUGUCCUUGCCGGCAGUGUUGCUGCCAUGAGUCGAGCCGACGACGCGCCACAAGCUCCCACGGCUUCCAUGGAAGCCUCUACAAAGGCGCCGGAGGCUGUGGCAUUGCCACAGCCCAGCAAUGCGCCGGCGGAAGCUUCGGAAGCCGGCCCCCAGGGCGUGACGAACUCGGCCAGCAUAGCAAGCGCCCUUAUGACGACUAGCCCGGGCCCAAUGGAUGUUGAUUCCAAGAGCAACGAGCAAAAUCAGCAACAACAGCAGCAGCAGUCACAACAACAGCCCCAGGCCCAGCUCCAGCAUCAACCCGAGAACCAAGUUGAGCACCAGCCAGAGCUCCAGCAUGACCAUCAAUCUGAGCAUCAGUCGGAGCAUCAGCCCCAGCAUCAGCCGCCGCACCCGACUCCGGUUCAUGACGACAAGAACACGCCCGGAUCACUGUCAUACCCAGGAUCGCUUCAAGCCGCUACUAUGAUGCCCGCACCCCCAGCACGCGGCAUGAGCUUCCCCAUGCCGUCCCCAGGGCACGAUUCCCCUACACAGUCGGGCAAGAAGCACAAAUGCCCGUUCUGCGAGACCGAGUUCACGCGUCAUCACAAUCUCAAGAGCCAUCUGCUCACGCAUAGCCAGGAGAAGCCAUACAUAUGCCAAGAGUGCAAUAUGCGAUUCCGGCGCCUUCAUGACUUGAAACGCCACAGCAAACUCCACACCGGUGAGAAGCCUCAUGUGUGCCCCAAGUGCGAUCGUAAAUUUGCUAGGGGCGAUGCGCUGGCCCGACACAGCAAAGGUGCUGGUGGUUGUGCCGGCCGCCGGUCUAGCAUGGGUAGCUUUGCCGAGACGGAUGAUAUGGAUGGCACGAGCAUGCACGACGGCGAUGACUCCAUGGCCGGCAUAGUUUAUGGGAACGAGGAAGAUAUGACAGAAGAGGAGAGACGUCUGAGCCUGCCGAGCAUCAAGGCUCAGCAUGUCGCGGGUGGACAAGGCAGCAUCGACGGAUACAAUGCCCAUUCCAGGACGUACCCGCCUGCAGGCCCUAGACCUGGAACAGGCGGGCUCUACCCGCCGAACGUGGAUCGAGGCGUGGCUAGUUCAAACACGUCUCCGAGCAUGCCCAACAGCAUUGCUGGAGCUCACACGCCCAACACAAGCGUGUCUUCGGUGCCCGUGAGCGGCGCUUCUGUCUACUCGCAAAGUGGCAUGACAGAAAGUCCAAAGCCCCUGAGCCCUGGACACGACACAAACAACAUUGCGAGACAGCGCUCGCCAAGCCUCACCCAGCAGUUCCAGCAGCAACACUAUGGCCCUUUUGCUGCUCCUACAACACAAGCUGGUGCAGCCCUGACUGCCGUCGCUCACAACCGUGGCUCAAGCGGAACGCAACCCGUGAGUGGGGCCGAAAACGGUGGCAACAUGUUUGCUACUGACCCCGGUGUUUGGGCGUACAUCCAGAGCCUCGAGGACAAGGUCAAGCAGCUAUCUGACAAGGUCACGGCAUUUGAGAAAGCGGAAAGCGCGAAGCAGGCACAAAUCGGACUGCUCACCAGUGAAGUCACUGGGUUGAAGAAACAGCUCGAGGCCCGCGACGCCGAAACGACAGAAGUCAAAGCAUGA
This is a messenger RNA of Colletotrichum navitas, 1980 nucleotides long. RefSeq lists its product as uncharacterized. Lineage: Eukaryota; Fungi; Ascomycota; Sordariomycetes; Glomerellales; Glomerellaceae. Bases 1 to 1980 code for a protein of 659 amino acids. The record is from RefSeq and is a predicted model, not a curated record. The transcript has 2 exons. Gene Ontology annotation, molecular function: RNA polymerase II cis-regulatory region sequence-specific DNA binding; DNA-binding transcription factor activity. Gene Ontology annotation, biological process: regulation of transcription by RNA polymerase II.